CAAUUCUAAAAUCAUAUUUUUUAGAACUUAAAAGCAAAAGAUAUCUGUAGAAAGUACAUAAACAAACUCAAAAAAACACACACACUAAGACAAAAAUAAAAUGGAGUCAAAUUGGCUUCGAAUUUUUGUCCUCUUGGCUUUUUGCUUCUUUCCAGUUUUUGGCAUUACUCGUCAUUACAAGUUCAAUGUGGUAAUGAAGAACAUGAGUCGUCUAUGUUCAAGCAAGCCUAUUGUCACUAUUAAUGGAAGAUUUCCAGGACCAACAAUUUAUGCUAGAGAAAAUGAUAGAGUACUAAUCAAAGUAGUUAACCAUGUCAAAUAUAAUGUCUCAAUCCAUUGGCAUGGUAUUCGACAACUUAGAACUGGUUGGGCAGAUGGACCAGCAUAUAUCACACAAUGUCCAAUUCAACCAGGGCAAAAUUAUGUAUACAAUUUCACAAUUACAGGCCAAAGGGGUACAUUAUUUUGGCAUGCACAUAUUUUGUGGCUAAGAGCUACUGUCCAUGGUGCAAUUGUCAUUUUGCCUAAACGUGGUGUGCCAUAUCCAUUCCCUAAACCUAACCAUGAAGCUGUGGUUGUUUUAGGUGAAUGGUGGAAAUCUGAUACUGAAGCUGUGGUUAAUGAAGCUCUAAAUUCAGGAUUAGCCCCUAAUGUUUCUGAUGCUCACACAAUUAAUGGUCAUCCUGGCCCAGUCCCCAAUUGUCCGUCUGAAGGUGGAUACACAUUAAGUGUUGCUCCUGGUAAAACAUACAUGUUACGAGUGAUAAACGCAGCACUCAACGAAGAGCUUUUUUUCAAAAUUGCUGGUCACAAAAUGACAGUAGUUGAAGUCGAUGCUACUUACGUUAAACCCUUCAAAUCGGACACAAUUUUAAUAGCCCCUGGCCAGACAACAAAUGUCAUACUCACAGCAGAUCAAAAAUUCGGAAAAUACAUGAUGAUUGCUUCUCCAUUCAUGGAUUCACCAAUUACGGUGGACAACGUGACAGCUACUGCCACGUUGCAUUACACCGGGGCACUUUCUAGUGCCCCGAUGACCCUCACUAGUGCCCCUCCACAAAACGCGACGUUAGUCGCGAACAACUUUAUCGACUCUCUUAAAAGCCUUAAUUCGAAGAAAUACCCAGCUAAAGUACCGAAUAAUGUAGAUCAUUCGUUACUUUUUACAGUUGGGCUCGGGAUUAACCCGUGCCCAACUUGUAUCCCGGCUAAUGGAAGCCGGGUUGUUGCUAGUAUUAACAAUGUUACGUUUGUUAUGCCAACGACCGCGCUUUUACAAGCUCAUUUCUUUGGCAUAAAAAACGUUUUUACGACGGAUUUCCCGGGAAAUCCGCCGUUUAUUUUCAACUAUACGAGUACAUUACCACCACCAAGUUUGGCUACGACGAACGGAACCAAACUUUACCGUCUGCGUUAUGACGCGACGGUACAGUUGGUUUUGCAGGAUACUGGAAUUAUAGCUCCUGAGAAUCAUCCGAUUCAUUUGCAUGGUUUUAAUUUCUUCGCAGUGGGUAAAGGUUUAGGGAAUUUUAAUCCGAAAAUCGAUACGAAGAAUUUUAAUCUUAUCGAUCCUGUUGAAAGGAAUACAAUUGGAGUUCCAUCUGGAGGAUGGGUUGCUAUAAGAUUCCGCGCUGAUAAUCCAGGAGUUUGGUUUAUGCAUUGCCAUCUAGAGAUACACACAACAUGGGGAUUGAAAAUGGCAUUUCUUGUAGAUAAUGGAAAGGGUCCAAAUGAGUCACUUUUGCCACCUCCAAAGGAUCUUCCAAAAUGCUAAAAAAGAAAAAAGAAGAAGAAAA
Molecule: messenger RNA, 1796 nt
Organism: Solanum lycopersicum (tomato)
Lineage: Eukaryota; Viridiplantae; Streptophyta; Magnoliopsida; Solanales; Solanaceae
Product: laccase-4-like
Biological process (GO): lignin catabolic process
Cellular component (GO): apoplast
Molecular function (GO): hydroquinone:oxygen oxidoreductase activity; copper ion binding
Source: RefSeq, a predicted model, not a curated record